UUUGAGAAUCACACUGAAAGCAUGCUGGGAACCGUACUAAGGCAGUAAAUCACAAAACCAAAGUGAGACAACUGUGGUAAAGUUAAAAUCUCCAAUUGCAUUGACAAAGCUUACACUAUGGAUGUCUUCAAAAUCAGCAUCCAAAUAGGAAACAAAGAAUGGAGAAGGAAAGGACCUUAAAUAAUGGAUUGUGUAAGUCUACAAGAAGCUACCCAGUCAACCGUCAAAGAUGGAACGAUCACGUCUUUAAGGGAACAGCGAGCUUCAAGGCACCCAGGUGCUGUAGACUAAGACACUACAACAGGCUUGUACAUUGCAUUCAUCCUUCAACCAUUGGAAGAAUUUUAUUUACUGAUUUUUCUUCAUUCUGCAGGAAAGGGAUGGGUGCUGCUCUGCUGGUGUGUGGUCUGUUGUGCCUGGUGGCCAGUCAGACUCUAUCCAAGUGUGCGCCCACCGAUUACAUGCUGUACGUGGAGAAGUAUGGCUGUGCCUACUGUGUGGCCAUCAACACCACCAUCUGCUCAGGGUUCUGCUAUUCGCGGGACACCAAUGUGAAGGGCGUGGUGGGGAAGAGCUACUUCCUGCAGAGAAGCUGUACAUACCAGGUGCUGGAAUACCGCACUGUGUUGCUGCCUGGCUGUCCCCUCCAUAUCAACCCCCUACUGUCCUACCCCUUGGCGCUUCGUUGCCACUGCAGCAGAUGCAACACAGACAACAACGACUGCACCCACAAAGCCUCUGAGACCAAUGAGUGCACAAAGCCCAUACAGCCUGCUGACUCAUACCCUGGCCAGAGCAACUAUAUACAGCUGGACUAAAGGUGGCAGUGUGGUAAAGUAAGGGAUAGAGGGGGGAACCCUGGUUUAUCUGGAUUAACCUCAGAUUUGUUUUAAAGUGCAUCUUGUCUUGUCUGCCUGCAGUUUGAUCUGUGAAUUUGAAACUGUAUUAGUUGUGCAUACUGUAGGUCCUUAAAGACCAAGAGAAUCCAAAAGAGUACGGAAUGCAAAUUCUGCAAGUUUGGGACAAGACUCUUAUGUGACUUAUCAAUUACUAAAUAAUACUUGAUGUUUUACUGAGUUGUGCUGUGUGUAAUUGUACAUUAUAUCUGAAAUAUAAUAUUUCAUCAAUUUCCCUUUGGGAUCAAUAAAGUCUUAUCUAUCUAAAUCAAAUCACUACAGAAUAUAUAUAUAUGCAGUAUACUGUAGUUACUGUAUGUGUCCAUUUUUUGG
Messenger RNA from Lepisosteus oculatus (spotted gar), 1229 nucleotides. RefSeq names its product thyroid stimulating hormone subunit beta a (gene tshba). Gene Ontology annotation, cellular component: extracellular region; cytoplasm. The record is from RefSeq and is a predicted model, not a curated record. Gene Ontology annotation, molecular function: hormone activity. Gene Ontology annotation, biological process: G protein-coupled receptor signaling pathway. Lineage: Eukaryota; Metazoa; Chordata; Actinopteri; Semionotiformes; Lepisosteidae.